Messenger RNA from Phanerochaete carnosa HHB-10118-sp, 1999 nucleotides. RefSeq lists its product as uncharacterized. NCBI's taxonomy places the organism in Eukaryota, Fungi, Basidiomycota, Agaricomycetes, Polyporales, Phanerochaetaceae. Bases 462 to 1796 code for a protein of 444 amino acids. The record is from RefSeq and is a predicted model, not a curated record. The transcript has 4 exons.
GCUUCUACGACUCCGGGGGAUUCAUCCGCUCUUCGUUCUCCGCUCUCCAGGGGACCAGCUGCGCACGAGUGCCGAGGUUACAGUCCGCCGCAACCUGGCACCAUCGACAGCUGCAUAGUGUCGGCCUUACUUUUUGCUGAUCCUCUCGCCAUGACCACUAACGCUUCUUAUGAACUGCUCUCCGCGCUGCUCCCUACGAGGCCGUUCGCCUUAGCUUACGUUCUUCCCCUUCUCUUCCUGUCCUUACUCCUAACCUUUUCUGGCACAUUCGUAACCCUGGACAGGACCCGUAUCUUUCCGCCGGCGGAAUCGCACAAGCAAGCCAGACCAAAGGCCAAGGCUCUCUGGCCAAUUUGGUCUCUCUUUCUGCAGAGUGGAGUUGGAGGUCUCUGCUCAGGGUUCACGUUUGGAGUAAGACGUUGUCGUCCCCGCUCGGCCCCAAAGCCUUCCUUUCCAUCUGGAUGCUCUCUGCAAUAUGCUGCACAAUCUUUUCUGGAAGAUGGAAGUACGUUACUCUGACCUUUGCGGCUGCUUCGGGAUAUGCGACUCUAGCCAUUGCCCUCAUCGUAAUCUCUCACCCGUCCCUUAUCACUCGUAUCGCAAUAACGAUUGCGUUUACGGUAAUCGGGACAGUCUUAUCCUUGCUCCCAUUUGCCAGUACCCGAGACAUCGCUUUACGUUUUGCGAACGCCUCAACAGGUUCGUUUGGCCUCGUUCUCUCUAUUGCCAUUCUGGUCCGCAACACUGCAUGGGGCAAUGUCUGGGAGCGGCUAUGGGUCAGCGAUGGCGAUGGCUGGGGCACGAGCCAGGAGAAGGGCCUCAGUGCUGCGUACUCUCUACUGUUUUGUGCCGGUGCUGCUUGUGACUGGCUGCUCCAUGUCAAGCUCGGAGAGAACCCAGACGAAAAGUGGGAUCAUUAUCUCGCCAAGUAUUCAGGCAGCAUGCCAACCGACGGCAGUCGAGCGGGGAAUUUCACACCAUUUGCAUCUCUGUACGAUCGUCUCUUGGGCCGCGACAGGUAUUUCGCACCCAUUGCCCCUGAUCAAAAGCUGCCGGUGCUCCCUCUUCGGUCUGGUCCUUCAGAGAAGCUAAGGGACCUACAAGAACCCUUCGACAUUCCCAUUCCUCUGACUAGUACCAAGCCUCAGCCAGGCUUCCUUCGAAAGAAAAAUAUUCCCAGAGAUGGGAGUAUGCACACUGCCAAGCGAGCGAUCAGGUUUCAGUCUGGUGACGACGAGUCAUCAUCAAGCGAAGAAGAAGACGAGCUGUUGACAAACAAACCCUUUGUCCUUCGUCCUCUCAGCCCUGCGUCCUCAGCCACCCUCACCAACUCUUACACCGAUGUCAAGCCUCCCAGUCUCACGUUUGCUGAAGUACCCGAAUACUCCGAUUAUGAGGAAGAUCUCACGGAAGCCAGUCGGGAGAGAGCUUCGCGAGAUGUCCCUCACUGGACUCCAGGAUUCUUCCGCCGACAUUCGAUGCGCUACGGUGUGAGACCCGCAGAUACGCCUUCCCAACAGAUUGGCUCUAGGGGAUCCGCAUCCAGUCCACAUCUGGCAUCGCAGCAAGAGAGACCUCUACAGGCAGCGGAGUCAACACCUGGCGCUGUUGUUUUGAGCUCCAUACCGGCCACACCCUCACUCAUCCGCGCCGUCGAUCGCAUAGCUACCGCUUAUACCACUCAGGCGGCUCCGCCAGAGGGACGAGACAAUACAUUUGCCAGAGACGCGAGACCUAUCCCCAGGAAGCCGUGGGACACUUUCUGGGCAGACGUAAAAGCAAAGGCACAGACGUAACUCUGCAUGCGACAGCUUACUCCGACAUUCUUUUCCUUUUCUAACGACGAUUACGAUUAUCCACGACCCUCACGACCUUCCACGACCUUCCACGACGCGCCUCUUCUUAAUAUAUUCGUAAUAAUUUGCGGAGUCUUGAGAUUGUAGCUUGUUUCGCCCUAACAUCGUCCGCUAGUUGUAUCAAAUUUUACUUCCAUGGCCCU